Molecule: messenger RNA, 303 nt
Organism: Lactuca saligna
Lineage: Eukaryota; Viridiplantae; Streptophyta; Magnoliopsida; Asterales; Asteraceae
Source: the annotation of a GenBank genome assembly
AUGCGAGGAACAAGGUCGACUUCAUUCAAGUCUAAGUUCAUGAACACAGCAAAAACGGCUUUAAAUCUAGACGAUGAUGACGAUUUCAUUUCUCCAACUCCAAAUAUGGAAGUUGUACCAGGAUUGCUAAACUAUUAUCUUCUAGAUGUAUACAGUCCAGAAACCAAUAGACUUGUGAUGGAGAAUGGAGUGAUUGAAAUAACAAAAGAGCUAGUGCAUAAGAUAAUGGGUUUACCAAUGGAAGCAGAUGAUUUGAGUAGAAUGCUUUACUAUGAAACCGGUAAUGAUAUUCUGGAAGAAUGA